This is a messenger RNA of Labeo rohita (rohu), 2197 nucleotides long. RefSeq names its product CD276 antigen homolog. NCBI's taxonomy places the organism in Eukaryota, Metazoa, Chordata, Actinopteri, Cypriniformes, Cyprinidae. Gene Ontology annotation, biological process: T cell costimulation; cellular response to lipopolysaccharide; immune response. The transcript has 4 exons. The coding region runs from base 121 to 687 and encodes 188 amino acids. The record is from RefSeq and is a predicted model, not a curated record. Gene Ontology annotation, cellular component: external side of plasma membrane.
AGCCGACGCCGCGCAUGCGCCAUACAGAAGAUAUACUUUCUGUUUGGGAAAAUAUAUAUAUUUUGGACGUAGUAUGUGUUAUAUUUUAGUACAAUAUAUAUUAACACUAUUUAUAUCACCAUGGUUAUCGGAUGCUGCUUCGUCUGUGUUUUUGCAGUGCUGAUAAACAAAGUGUGUCUGCAGGUCACAGUAGAGGGUGUUAUUGGUGGUUCUGUUGUCCUGCCAUGUUUUUCCAGGAAAAAUGAUCUUAAACCUCAAGACAUUAAUGUGCAUUGGAGACACAAUUAUACUCAGAUUGUGUGUGAUAUAAUCCAGGGUAAAGAUUCAGUAGAGGGACAAAACCAAUGGUACAAAAACAGAACUGAAACUUUCCCUGAUGAGUAUCUGAAAGGAAAUUUUUCCAUCAAACUCAACAAUCUUCAACAUGCUGAUGCAGGAGAGUUCAGCUGCUUCAUCACAUCUGAUUCGAAAGAGGAGACUGUACAGCUCUUCAUCAGUGCUUUUGUUGUAGAUUCAACAGCAGACAAAGGAAACAAAUCAACUGAUCUAGAAACCCCAGGAGAAACAGCACCAGACAAUGUGGGGAUACCAUGGCACUGGGUCAUCAUAGCAGUUGUAUUAGUUAUUAUCAUUAUAGUUGUUUUAAUCUUAAUUUUCAGAAAAAAGAGAGGUCAGUCUCCCUUAUAGAAGAAACAGCAACACUUAAACUCUUAAUUUUAUGCAUAUUGAUAGUAAGUAAAAUGCAUGUCAUUUUUGUUGGUGUUUCAUUUUUGGUACUGGGUAGGGUUAAUGGAUCAAAAAUGUGGACAUCCAUUAAUAGGUUCUUUAUUAUUGCUAGUACUUAUGACUCAUAUUACUGAUUAUUUUCCUGCCUUAUUUUAUUACUCCUAAAACUAAAAAUGAUGUUCUUUCCCUUGACAGCUGGCACCCAAUGACAAGUCCAAAAAUGUAACACUAGAUUUGGCAAAGGAUCUUAAAUAUGUUAAAGGCACUGUUAUAAAGGGAUACCAGUUUUUAUUUAUUUAUUUUAUUAUUAUUAUUUUUAUUUUUGGUCAGCGUGGGUACAUUUUAAUUUAAUUUUCUUAUGCUGAUGUUUAUUGAUUUAUUUAAAAGUAAGAAUCAUUACAAAAUCUGUAAUUAUGAAUCCAUUAAUUUACUUCUUUUAAUUAUACCUUUUAAAUGAAUUUGAUUAAACAGCACUCAAGGAAUCCCACCACUUUGUAGAAUUACUUUCUAAAUGAUAUUUUCUCUAAGAUUAGUUUUUACAAGAAAAGUUUUUCACAAGUUUUUUUUAUGUUGACUUUGUAAAUAUGAUUUUGGAAGGCAUGAUUACUGAUAUGUAAAUAUUGGUGUUAAACAUAAAAGAACAUUUUGAUUUAUUUUUUUAUUAUUUUUUUUUUUUUAAUGGGAAUUGGGUAGUGUUAAAUGCCUUAUUACUAAUAAAUAGCCGAUAUGCUAGUAAUAUCCAUGCUAAUAAGCAACUAGUUAAUCACUGAUUCAAUGAAAUUGCUGAUUAUAUUACUGCUUUAUUUUAUGACUCCUAAAGCCAAAGAAAAGGUUUUCUGAUGACUGAUAAAAAUUAUUUAUGUGUUCUCCAAACUGAAGACUUGUUUAUUUUGGUUUGUAUUGUUUUGUAUUUUGAACCUUCUAAAAACCCAAAUGUGAUUUUCAAAGGCAUGGUUACUGUUAUAAAUCUUGGUGUCAAACAUUAUUUGCUAAAUAUUAUAUGUAUCUGUGUGUGUGUGUGUGUGUGUGUGUGUGUGUGUGUGCAUGUGCGUGUGCGUGUUUGGUUUAUAUAUCCUGGUGGGGACUUAAACCUGAAUACACACAGACUCAUGGUGACUCGUGUCACGGUGGGGACCUAAAUUGAGGUCCCCAUGGGUACAAAAGCGUAUAAAUCACACAGAAUGAGUUUUUUUGAGAAAGUAAAAAUGCAGAACGUUUCCUUUGAUGUGUUAGUUUAUGUGUAGGGUUGGUGUAGGGCGACAGAAAAUAUGGUUUGUACGGUAUAAAAACCAUUAGGCCCUUGGAGAGUCCCUACAAGGAUAGCUAACUAGACGUGUGUUUGAGGCAGAUUUUAAAUUGUUCUUGUACUCUGGCUCAUGAUUUACAUCUUUACUAUUAUUGCUAAUUAAUUCAUACACAUUCCUGUUGUCACUGCUCUGUCUGUCAUUUCUGGUUUAUUAAUAAAAGGUAU